CAAGCCUCCACUUCUAUUCACUCCACUUGAAAAUGGCCAACUUAAUCACCUUGUUUUCGCUGUGGUUGAGUAUGAUGUCUACUAUCUACAGUGUGAAGCUUAUAGCAAAUGGAAGUACUAAGGGAGAAUCCACAAGGUUCUAUGAUUUCAAGGUUCAAACUAAAAGAGUUACCAAACUUUGCAACUCCAAAGACAUUGUUACAAUUAAUGGUAUGUUUCCAGGACCUGUUGUUUACGCCCAAGAAGAUGAUAGAAUCAUAGUAAAAGUGACCAAUAUGACACCUUUCAAUGUUACAAUUCACUGGCACGGUGUCCGGCAAAGGCUAUCAUGCUGGUAUGAUGGGGCAUCCUUGAUUACACAAUGUCCAAUUCAAUCAGGCCAAAGUUUCACCUAUAAUUUUACAGUGGUGCAGCAGAAGGGCACCUUCUUCUGGCAUGCUCAUAUUUCUUGGUUAAGAGGAACAGUUUAUGGUGCCAUGAUUGUUUAUCCAAAGACAGGAGUACCAUACCCAUUUAACUUUCCCUAUCAAGAGCACAUAAUUAUACUAGGGGAGUAUUGGCUGCAGGAUCUCCAACAAAUUGAGAAUGCCACUAUAGCAAGUGGAGGACCUCCUCCUAUAGCAGAUGCAUAUACCAUUAACGGUCAUCCAGGACCUAACUACAACUGCUCCACUAAUGAUGUCUACCAAAUCAAUGUGAUUCCGGGGAAGAUCUAUUUGUUAAGACUGAUUAAUGCUGGUUUGAACACUGAGAACUUCUUUUCCAUUGCUUAUCACAAUUUAACAAUCGUGGAAGCUGAUGCAGAAUACACAAAGCCAUUCACCACAGACACAGUAAUGAUUGGACCUGGUCAAACACUGAAUGUCCUUCUCUCUGCAGAUCAACCAAUAGGAAAAUACUCCAUGGCUAUAACACCUUACAAGUCUGGAAGGUUUGUCAAAUAUCAAAACAUUUCGGCUAUAGCCUACUUCAACUACAUAGGCACUUCAUCUGAUAGCUUACCUUUACCAGCUAAAUUGCCUAAACUAGAUGAUAAAUUGGCUGUCAAGACAGUCAUGGACGGAUUAAGGAGCCUAAAUCAAGUCAAUGUUUUCAAAGAAAUUGACAAAAAUCUAUUCGUCACCAUUGGAUUGAAUGUUCAAAAGUGUCAUUCAAAGAAACCAAAGCAAAACUGCCAAUUCAUGCACAAUGGGGUAUUAGCAGCUUCAAUGAACAAUGUAAGUUUUGUUAAUCCCAAUAUUUCAAUCCUGGGAGCAUAUUAUAAGAAGAUUAAAGGAUCAUAUACUGAAGAUUUCCCAGACACCCCCCCAAAGUUCUAUGACUUUGUUAAUGGUGCCCCUAAUAACAUUUCAUACGACACGCAGUCAUUGAAUGGUACUAGAACAAAAGUCCUUAAAUAUGGUAGCAGGGUGCAACUCAUUAUGCAGGACACAGGGAUAGUCAACACUGAAAACCACCCUAUGCACUUUCACGGCUACAGCUUUUAUGUGGUAGGGUAUGGCACAGGCAACUAUAACCCACGAACAGCAAAAUUCAAUUUAGUGGAUCCUCCAUACAUGAACACAAUUGGAGUUCCAGCUGGUGGAUGGGCAGCAAUUCGCUUUGUUGCUGAUAAUCCAGGGGUGUGGUAUAUGCACUGUCACAUUGAUAUACACAUGCAAUGGGGACUAGGAAUGGUAUUUAUAGUAAACAAUGGAAAAGGAGAGCUGGAAUCCUUACCACAUCCUCCACCAGACCUGCCACAAUGUUAAGACUACCAGCGGAUCAUAACAAAUAGAACUAGCACAUGAUUUUGAGACCUUCUCAUUCAAGCGUUCUUUAGUUCCAUUUUUUUGUUACCAUAGAAUGUGGUAUUGGCAUUAGGCUUAAUUGCAGAUUUAGUCUCCUUAUUUAUAUCAGAUUUCGAAUUUGGUCCCUCUAUAAUUUAAUUCACGAAUAUAAUUCUUUAAUUUUUUGCAAUCCUAUUAUUUUAGUGUCCAAUCCCAAAAUUGAACGUUGAUAUUUGCUUAUCUUGACGGUCACGUGUCACGUUUUUAUUGGACGUUAAUUUCGUACACCUAAUUAAUGUCAACGUCCAAUACGUCCAAUAAAAGUGUGACACAUUACAGUCAAGUAAGCAAUUAAUGGUUCAAUUUCAGGAUUGGAGACUGAAAUUACGGGAUUACAAAAAACCGGAGGACUAAUUUCCUGAAUUUGAAUUAAAUUAUAGGCGGACCAAAUUCGAAAUCUGAGAGAAAUAGGGGGACAAAUUUACAAUUAAGUCAUUCUUUUAAAAGUAAAAGCAAAAUACUAUGGAUGUAAAAAAGUAAGAUGACUAGUAUGUUUGGUAAAGAUUAAAUUUGGAGAAAUAAUGGCUUAUUUUUUCAAAAGUUCUAUUAGAAAG
This is a messenger RNA of Glycine soja, 2383 nucleotides long. Its product is annotated as laccase-6-like. The record is from RefSeq and is a predicted model, not a curated record. Gene Ontology annotation, cellular component: apoplast. Gene Ontology annotation, biological process: lignin catabolic process. The transcript has 6 exons. Lineage: Eukaryota; Viridiplantae; Streptophyta; Magnoliopsida; Fabales; Fabaceae. The coding region runs from base 33 to 1751 and encodes 572 amino acids. Gene Ontology annotation, molecular function: hydroquinone:oxygen oxidoreductase activity; copper ion binding.